AUGUUUACAUUCAUCCCAAUCGAAACCAACCACGACAACCUGAUCUUUCGGAUCCCAUUCAACAACAGUGAAAAUUAUCAUCGUUAUCCAACAACUAGCAUAUAUUGUCACCCGCAUGCCUACUUUAAUCAUGCUCCAACACGUCGACAUGAAACUUAUUAUGAUGCAAAUAAUCUAGAAAAUAUAGUUUCGGAAUUAAAGCAUCUAGAACGAAAAAGAGCUGAAGAAAAGGCGCUCUAUGAGAAACGCCAACGUAUUUAUGCCGAACGUGAAAGAGAGAUACGCCAACGAGCUUAUCGACAGUGGGUUCUUAAUCAACAAGCAAAACAAGAAGCCUUAAGGCACAUUUUUGAGUUGAGAGCAGCUGCUGCAACACUAAAUAAGAAUCAAGAUAUUUAUAAUCAUUCGUGCUCUAAUCUUUGCCGAAAAUCACAAUCAAGCAAACAAAGAAUUUCAAAGCAAGAGGCAGCGAAGAGAAUCAUUUUCUUCAUGCGUCAUCGCCUAGAAAAACGAUCCACCCUCCUUAUAAUCAACAAGCUAAAACAUCUUCGAUUCAUUGAGCAGCAUUUGGUAUCACUCUUCCCAAAAUCUGGAUUCAACCCAAAUUUGACGUUCACAACUGAGAAUGCCAAGCAAAUAUUACCAAUCACUGCAAAUAAUCGUGCGUAUCUUAUCAAGGAAGAAUCUAUUCUUAAAACUUUGGAUGCAUUGGAUCGUGUUGAAAGCAACGGAAUCGAAAUUAUUCGUGAAAGAAGAAAACAAGUUGUUAGAAUUGCACAGAAAAUGUUAGAAGUGUUGGAUAAUAUCAAGGAUAAACAAUGGAAAGAAUUCAGUAAACAUGAGCAAGAAGAAUGUGGAAAAGUGGAAACUGAUAAUAUGGAGAAAGAAAAUAAACAAGAAAAAUUUGGAAAAAACGUGAGUGGAUUGGAAGAAAAUGAUAAUUUAAUUAAAUCCACACCAUCUUUUUCCGAAAACACUGAUACUACAUCUAAUAUAAACGAUAAUAUCGAUAACAGAAUAGCAAUAAAAAACGAAGAUAGCGUAGAGACAACUAUCCCCGAAAAUAAAAACAUCAUUCCUGCGGAAUCUGUUGCAGCAAAAGUGAUCAAUGAAAUUAAUGAAAAUAGUAUUGAACUAGAAAAAGAUGAUGAAUUUAUAGUUCUAUAA
Molecule: messenger RNA, 1167 nt
Organism: Ambispora leptoticha
Lineage: Eukaryota; Fungi; Glomeromycota; Glomeromycetes; Archaeosporales; Ambisporaceae
Source: the annotation of a GenBank genome assembly